AUGCAUUUUCGCCUCUUGUUAUUUGUUAUUUGCAAUUAUCCGUCAAAUUACAAAUACCAGUUUCACGCAUCCCUGGUCACAACCAACGCGUUCGCCAACAUGGCUCCCAAGAGUCUUGUGAAGUUGAUAAUGGAAACGGUCCGCAUUCAUAACCGCAGCAGACCAAGCUCUGCCGGCACCGAACCCGCCCUUUCAAAGUCUGGCGGCUCCGAGCCUACCGGCUCAGAGAUAAACAUCUCACCAAACAGCAGACUAAACAUGCCAGUGGAGGUGAUCCUGAAACUCACCGACUUCCUUCCUCAUCGCGAUCGUGUCCUUCUAUCUCUUACCUGCACUGGCAUGCGGGCCGCUGUCAACUUCCACCCCGAUUCUCACGCAACAGACAGCCGGGAAAGAUGUAUAGAAUAUCUCUUCUGUCUAGCCCGCGACCUUCCACACUGCUAG
Molecule: messenger RNA, 444 nt
Organism: Akanthomyces muscarius
Lineage: Eukaryota; Fungi; Ascomycota; Sordariomycetes; Hypocreales; Cordycipitaceae
Exons: 1
Coding region: 1-444 (147 amino acids)
Molecular function (GO): protein binding
Source: RefSeq, a predicted model, not a curated record